AUGAGUGACGCUUGGAUGAAGGCCUUCGCAGAGGAUGCCGAGUGCGAUGUCGGAGACCUGCCGCCAGAUAUGCAAAGCGACAUCAAGCGGAGGGCCGACGAACAGGCUACCGAACCCGCCGCCACGGGCUAUCCGCCGCCUCGGAAGGUUUCGGACCAGGCCUUCCGCGCCAGCGGCACGAUCGCCGUGGUGGUCCAGCGCUGCAACCGAGCAAAGCUCCAAACGAACGAGGAGACCGACACCUGGGCUGAGAUUGGCCCGGGCCUUUUUGUCGCCGUCUCCUUCAACAAGGGGGCGACCGAAGAUAAGAUCGCUCCUGCUGCGAGGUUUCUACUGACAGCGAAGCUCUCGCAAGCGAAGGGUUCGAAAGAGGCAGAGUCUGUGGCGGCGAUUUCACAGCGAGGUGACUACCAGGGCAUCCUCGUCCUGCCGCAGGCUUCACUCGUGUCCGACCUCAAGGACGCUGAUGUGAGGUAUUCGCAGCAGCUACAGAAGACCGGCGCCCAUCGAUUAUACGACGCGUUCGUGCAGGCACUGCACAGCACUGCCGCCGAGCUGGCGAGGGACGGCAAAGCAGCAGAGAUUGUUGCAGGCGACUUCGAUGCUCCGCAGGUUAUGGAAGUGGCCUCCAAUGGUCCAUUCAUGCAUUCCUUCACGGUGUGA
Symbiodinium sp. CCMP2592 is the source of this 663-nucleotide messenger RNA. Lineage: Eukaryota; Dinophyceae; Suessiales; Symbiodiniaceae. The record is from the annotation of a GenBank genome assembly.